AUGUCUCAUGGCAUCCUGGACUUGUUCGACUACACACGGGGCCCGAGAUGCUUAGUUUUCUCGCUCCCGGGCCACUUUACGCCAGCAUGCACCACUGGGAUCGCCGCAUCGGCCUCACUGCAACAUGAGUCUGCACAUCGCAAUUGUCGCUUGUUGGAGUGGUCGACGAACGGCUCUUCGACGCACCAGGAAUGGAUCGACGAGAUUGAAACGGUCACGGGGUGCGGUGUGCAAUUCCCGCUCGUGCGAGACGAGGUGUGCACAACGACGUGUCGUACUAGAUGA
This is a messenger RNA of Lachancea fermentati, 285 nucleotides long. Lineage: Eukaryota; Fungi; Ascomycota; Saccharomycetes; Saccharomycetales; Saccharomycetaceae. The record is from the annotation of a GenBank genome assembly.